Molecule: messenger RNA, 202 nt
Organism: Symbiodinium pilosum
Lineage: Eukaryota; Dinophyceae; Suessiales; Symbiodiniaceae
Source: the annotation of a GenBank genome assembly
GAUAUGCUGCCUGUGCAUAAACCAGCACCGUGUCAAAGAGGCCCACGCAGCGGGAGAAGUCAUCUCCUUUACAGAAUUCAAAGAGGCCUUUGGAGUGAGGGUGGCAGGAGUGUCCCACAUCCUGGCGAUGAUGAGCCCCUGGAAUGAUCCGCGGUACAUACGAAGAGUUUGGUGUGUCUUCGAAUUCAGUGUCGCCAUGAAG